CCGGUGCGGACCCGCUCGGCGCACCGCGGCCCGGGCGCAGCCCUUCUGCGCGCGGCCCUCAUGCGGCGCCGUCGCUGACAGCUGGAGGCCGCCGCUCUCGGUCCUCCGAGGACCGUGGGGUCGUCCGGCCCGCCGGCCUCAGCGGCUAACGUCGGCGGGGCCGCGGCUGCCUCCCAUGGAGCAAGCCGGGCACGGCGGCGAGAGCGCCCCUCGGGGCCCCGUCCUGCACAUCGUGGUGGUCGGCUUCCACCACAAGAAGGGCUGCCAGGUUGAGUUCUCCUACCCACCCCUGGUUCCAGGAGGUGAGCAUGACAGUCACACUCUACCUGAAGAAUGGAAGUACCUGCCUUUUCUUGCCCUACCUGACGGUGCGCACAACUACCAGGAAGAUACUGUGUUCUUUCACUUGCCACCCAGAAAUGGAAGUGGAACCACGGUGUACGGCGUCUCCUGCUAUCGACAAAUUGAAGCCAAGGCAUUGAAAGUAAGGCAAGCCGACAUCACCAGAGAGACGGUUCAGAAAAGUGUGUGUGUUUUAAGCAAGCUGCCUCUCUAUGGCUUACUCCAAGCAAAACUUCAACUCAUUACACAUGCCUAUUUUGAAGAAAAGGAUUUUUCCCAGAUUUCCAUCCUAAAGGAGCUCUAUGAACACAUGAACAGCUCCUUGGGCGGGACCUCGCUGGAAGGAUCCCAAGUAUAUCUCGGUCUGUCCCCUCGAGAUCUGGUCCUUCAUUUUCGACACAAGGUCUUAAUCCUGUUUAAACUAAUUCUUCUUGAGAAAAAGGUUCUUUUUUAUAUUUCUCCAGUGAACAAGUUGGUGGGGGCGCUGAUGACUGUGUUAUCCCUCUUCCCAGGCAUGAUUGAGCAUGGACUUGGUGACUGCUCUCAGUAUAGACCCCGGAAGAGCGUGUCAGAAGAGGCAGGACUGCAGGAGAGCAGGACUCCAGUGGAUGACUCCCUCUCUGAGCCUGCUUCUGAAACUUCCAGUGCUAAUGUGAAGAUGGAGGUGAGCAGCAGCCACAGAGGAGAUGCAGCCCUCACCUCUGAAAAGCCUCUGUUCCCAGUAGAUGACAAGGGACAGGAAGGAUCCAGUGCCCAGCAGUACUUGAAGCCCCCCUCCCGCCUGUCUCCAGAAUCUUCAGAAAGUGACUGGGAGACGCUAGAUCCCAGCGUCCUAGAGGACUUGAAAGAAAGGGGGCCAGUAGAACCCGACCUCACAGACUCGCUUCCUAAAGACUUGGUGCCCUCAGACAGCCCCCCGAUUACUGUCCAGCCGCAGGCCCACACUGGCCAAGUGGUCCUGAUGCCAGGACUCAUUUCAGGGUUGGAAGAGGACCAGUAUGGCAUGCCCCUGGCCAUCUUCACAAAGGGUUACCUGUGCCUGCCUUACAUGGCUUUGCAGCAGCAUCACCUUCUCUCUGAUGUCACCGUGCGCGGAUUCGUUGCUGGAGCCACUAACAUUCUUUUUCGACAACAGAAACACCUCAGCGAUGCCGUGGUGGAAGUAGAGGAGGCGCUUGUGCAGAUCCAUGACCCAGAGCUCAGGAAACUGCUGAGCCCAACCACGGCAGACCUGAGGUUCGCGGACCACCUGGUAAAGCAUGUCACAGAGAACCGCGAUGACGUUUUCCUGGAUGGCACAGGCUGGGAGGGUGGCGACGAAUGGAUCCGGGCCCAGUUUGCAGUCUAUCUUCAUGCCCUGCUGGCUGCCACCCUGCAGCUAGAUAAUGAAAAGAUGCUGUCGGAUUACGGGGCAACCUUUGUCACUGCGUGGAGGAACACACACAACUACCGGGUGUGGAACAGCAACAGACACCCCGCACUCGCCGAGAUCAAUCCCAACCACCCAUUCCAGGGGCAGUACUCCGUGGCGGACAUGAAGUUAAGAUUCUCUCACUCUGUUCAGAACAGUGAGCGCGGCAAGAGAAUUGGGAAUGUCGUCGUCACAACCAGCCGAAACGUAGUGCAGACGGGAAAGGCUGUUGGCCAGUCCGUGGGAGGUGCAUUUUCCAGUGCGAAGACAGCUGUGUCUUCCUGGUUGUCGGCCUUCAGCACCUCGUCCCCCCAGAGUCUCCCCGAGCCAUGCAGCCAGGACAGUGGGAAGCCCUGAGCUGGGACCCAGCUGUGUGGCCUCAGGUGUGGGGGUGCCCGUCACCUAUGGCUCCAGACCCUUCCUUUGCCACAGGCCCACAGCAGAACUGUGCUGGGUGGCAGCUGUGCCUAUGGGGAAGUCCAUCUGCUGAGAAGAGGGACCCCACUAUGACGAGCAGCACGGCGUCCAGGCCAGGCUGGGCUCCAAUUGACAACUUUUAUCUCCUGAGCCUGAUUAAAAUACAGCAAACCUUCCAGUGAGUUCUACAUUCUGAGAUUGUACAUUUGUUUACUCCAGAGAAGUUUUUACUUAUGUAUAUUUUGUUCUAUUUUACUGCUGGAAUAUCUAGAUGGUGGUUGUAAUUUAUAUGUACUAAAAUUAAGUUAUAUUCCUGUUUUAGUUUUGCUGAAGUUGGCCUUAGUACGUGCUGAGCUUAGAGUCAGGCAGCCCACCUUGUUCUCCUGUUUACCAGGCCACCUCCCCUGGGACCAUGAAGGCCAGAGGGGGCCCCAGGCUGGGACGCCCUGUUUCAGUCUUUAUUCUUUGCUGACUGGAUUGCUGAGGUGACAGGAGGGAGGCAUAGUGCAGAGGAGGCUGGGGGAUCAUGGGAGGCCAGGUCCAUGGGCCAGGCUCAGUCUGUAGGGUUGAACUUCAGAGCCCACCAGUGAGUUUGGCCCACUCUGUCCAAAACAUGUUCUUCAUCACUGUUUAAACCAGAGCUUUGCCUCCACCUCCCAAGGGAGCACUUCUUUGCUGGUAUGGACAGAGCUUCAGACGUCUGGGCCUCAUUGUUGAGAAAGCUGUGCUCAGAAUGUGGCCUCCUUCCUCACUCAGAGUCCUCCACAAGGCACUUCCUGCCCCUUCCGAAUCUAUGACUAGAAGAAAUCUCACCCAGCUCACAUGUGUAGUGCACAGGAGGCAAGAGAGGCCAAUGGCAGGCCACCCUGGUCACCCGCUGGUAAAAGGGCAUCCUGCUAUGUUGGCCUCUGCUGGUUUUGCCCAGCAGCUAGUGUUUGCCACACUCGAUACCCACUGCAGGCUGCAGUUGGUGGACGUGUGGUGGCUCAGGGAGUGCUUGUUGGGAGCAGUCGCCUUCUCAGUGACAGAAGACACACGUGGAGGGGGUCAGUGAGCAACGUCCUGCUACACUGUUUUUCAGGAGUACCAGAAACAGGGGCAUUGACAGAUGAUGAGUUGAUUUCUCCUGGUGAAAUGUUGGUUUAUAAAUAUGUAAAUGAGGCAUGUGGAAAAGCACAGUGUAUGCUCUAAAUAUCCCUAAACUUUCCAAACUGGUGCUUCUGCACAGGUCACUAAAUCUCAGAGCAUAUACUUCUGUUUGAGCAUAACUUGAGAUAUCAAACUGCAAGAUUUAACCUGAGAACUCCAUUAAUUUACUUCAGCCAGGAAAAUUAGCCUCAGGAAACAUUAUUUGAAGGAAGAAAGUAACAGCAAAACCACCCUUAAAAGGUAGUUAAUCAAUAUUGUACUGAGAUUAUAAAGAAUUAGUUGUAAAGUCAGGCAUGGUAGUACAUAUCUAUAAUCCCAGCCCUUGGGAUUUUUU
This is a messenger RNA of Dipodomys ordii (Ord's kangaroo rat), 3653 nucleotides long. It is a transcript of the gene Avl9, whose product is annotated as AVL9 homolog (S. cerevisiase). The record is from RefSeq and is a predicted model, not a curated record. The coding region runs from base 176 to 2110 and encodes 644 amino acids. Gene Ontology annotation, cellular component: cytoplasm. The transcript is spliced from 16 exons. Lineage: Eukaryota; Metazoa; Chordata; Mammalia; Rodentia; Heteromyidae.